GUUUUCCGUGAUUGUGCCUGCACGGGGAGACCACCAUUGCUAGAGCACUAUCGCCGUCUGUGGCGAGGACUCUGGACGUGGAGGCUGCUAGAUCCUCGCUCAGUAGCUGUGAGGGAGGCGGAAACCUUAGGGGCCUGUAGCAGGGGGCUGUGGCAUGGGCCGCCUUGGGACACGGGCUUCACAAUGGGCCCUAUGAAGAUCCGCCGGGGGGGCCCCGCUGCUACCGGUUGCCCCUGUCCACAGACCACAGCCUGGGCUCCCCAGCUCACCCACUACGAGGUGGAUGGCGCAGCUGGUGGAGACCUCUCACUUGCGGGGGUGUGGGUCAGCGGCCUCUGCCUGUACACCGCCACUCGGGCUCUACCAAGGUCUCAGAGCAAGCCCCUAGGACCCUAAGCUGAGCCCAGCCCCAUACCCCUGCAGCCCGCCUUGCGCCAUGGACUGGCAGCCAGAUGAACAGGGCCUGCAGCAGGUCCUACAGCUGCUCAAAGACUCCCAGUCGCCCAAUACAGCCACGCAGCGCAUCGUUCAGGAUAAACUCAAACAACUGAACCAGUUUCCUGACUUCAACAACUACCUGAUCUUCGUCCUGACCAGACUCAAAUCUGAAGAUGAACCAACUCGCUCUCUCAGUGGCCUCAUCCUCAAGAACAAUGUGAAGGCACAUUAUCAGAGCUUCCCACCACCCGUGGCUGACUUCAUCAAGCAGGAGUGUCUCAAUAACAUCGGUGAUGCCUCCUCGCUCAUCCGAGCUACCAUUGGCAUUCUCAUCACCACCAUCGCUUCCAAGGGUGAGCUGCAGAUGUGGCCCGAGCUGCUGCCUCAGCUGUGCAACCUGCUCAACUCGGAGGAUUAUAACACUUGCGAGGGAGCCUUUGGAGCCCUGCAGAAGAUCUGUGAAGACUCCUCGGAGCUCCUAGACAGUGAUGCCCUCAACAGGCCCCUCAACAUCAUGAUCCCCAAGUUCCUGCAGUUCUUUAAGCACUGCAGCCCCAAAAUACGGUCCCAUGCCAUCGCCUGUGUGAAUCAGUUCAUCAUGGACCGGGCCCAGGCUCUGAUGGAUAACAUUGACACCUUCAUCGAGCACCUGUUCGCUCUAGCUGUGGAUGACGACCCUGAGGUGCGGAAGAAUGUGUGCCGAGCUCUGGUGAUGCUGUUGGAAGUGCGGAUUGACAGGCUCAUCCCACACAUGCACAGCAUUAUCCAGUACAUGCUGCAGAGGACCCAGGACCAUGAUGAGAACGUGGCCCUUGAGGCCUGCGAGUUCUGGCUGACGCUGGCCGAGCAGCCCAUCUGCAAGGAAGUCCUGGCCUCCCAUCUGGUCCAGUUGAUUCCCAUCCUUGUAAACGGGAUGAAGUACUCAGAAAUUGACAUCAUCCUGCUCAAGGGGGAUGUGGAAGAAGAUGAGGCAGUCCCUGAUAGCGAGCAGGACAUCAAGCCACGUUUCCACAAGUCACGCACAGUAACGCUGCCCCAUGAAGCUGAGCGACCAGAUGGCUCUGAGGAUGCGGAAGAUGAUGACGAUGAUGAUGCUUUGUCUGACUGGAAUCUGAGGAAGUGCUCGGCGGCUGCACUAGAUGUCCUUGCCAAUGUUUUCCGGGAGGAACUACUGCCCCACCUACUCCCCCUGCUCAAGGGCCUCCUCUUCCAUCCCGAGUGGGUGGUCAAAGAGUCGGGCAUCUUGGUGUUGGGCGCCAUUGCUGAGGGAUGCAUGCAGGGCAUGGUGCCCUACCUGCCUGAGCUGAUCCCACACCUGAUCCAGUGCCUGUCAGACAAGAAGGCCCUGGUCCGCUCCAUUGCCUGCUGGACGCUGAGUCGCUAUGCCCACUGGGUGGUCAGCCAGCCACCUGACAUGCACCUUAAGCCCCUGAUGACAGAGCUGCUCAAACGCAUCUUGGAUGGCAACAAGAGGGUACAAGAGGCUGCCUGCAGUGCCUUUGCCACCCUGGAGGAGGAGGCCUGCACAGAGCUGGUGCCCUACCUCAGCUAUAUCCUGGACACCCUCGUCUUUGCCUUUGGCAAAUACCAGCACAAGAACUUACUCAUCCUCUACGAUGCCAUCGGUACCCUGGCUGACUCUGUAGGCCACCAUCUCAACCAGCCGGAAUACAUCCAGAAGCUGAUGCCCCCACUGAUCCAGAAGUGGAAUGAGCUCAAAGAUGAAGACAAGGACCUCUUCCCACUGCUAGAGUGCCUGUCCUCGGUGGCUACUGCCCUGCAGAGCGGCUUCCUGCCCUACUGUGAGCCCGUCUACCAGCGUUGUGUCACCCUCGUGCAGAAGACGCUGGCCCAGGCCAUGAUGUACAAUCAGCACCCUGAGCAGUAUGAGGCCCCAGACAAGGACUUCAUGAUUGUGGCACUGGAUCUGCUCAGUGGCCUGGCUGAGGGACUGGGAGGCCACGUGGAGCAGCUGGUGGCCCGAAGCAACAUUAUGACACUGCUCUUCCAGUGCAUGCAGGACUCCAUGCCUGAGGUCCGGCAGAGCUCCUUCGCCCUCCUGGGGGACCUCACCAAAGCCUGCUUCAUCCAUGUCAAGCCUUGCAUUGCUGAGUUCAUGCCCAUCCUGGGCACCAACCUGAAUCCUGAGUUCAUCUCAGUCUGCAACAACGCCACCUGGGCCAUCGGUGAGAUCUGCAUGCAGAUGGGGGCAGAGAUGCAGCCCUACGUGCAGAUGGUCCUCAACAAUCUGGUGGAGAUCAUUAACCGGCCCAACACACCCAAGACGUUGCUGGAAAACACAGCCAUCACCAUUGGCCGCCUGGGCUACGUGUGCCCCCAGGAGGUGGCACCCAUGCUGCAGCAAUUCAUCCGGCCGUGGUGCACGUCCCUCAGGAACAUCAGGGACAAUGAGGAGAAGGACUCUGCUUUCCGCGGCAUCUGCAUGAUGAUAGGCGUCAAUCCUGGGGGUGUUGUGCAGGACUUUAUUUUCUUCUGCGAUGCUGUAGCCUCUUGGGUGAGCCCAAAGGAUGACCUUCGGGACAUGUUUUAUAAGAUUCUCCACGGCUUCAAAGACCAAGUUGGGGAGGAGAACUGGCAGCAGUUUUCCGAGCAGUUCCCCCCGCUGCUCAAGGAACGGCUGGCUGCUUUCUAUGGGGUCUAGACGGGAUCGGGACUGCCAGGU
Molecule: messenger RNA, 3121 nt
Organism: Chrysochloris asiatica (Cape golden mole)
Lineage: Eukaryota; Metazoa; Chordata; Mammalia; Afrosoricida; Chrysochloridae
Gene: TNPO2
Product: transportin 2
Exons: 23
Coding region: 437-3100 (887 amino acids)
Biological process (GO): protein import into nucleus
Cellular component (GO): nucleus; cytoplasm
Molecular function (GO): small GTPase binding; nuclear import signal receptor activity
Source: RefSeq, a predicted model, not a curated record